AUGUUAUGGAAUACCCUCAUCUUUCUGUUUCCUCUCCUGUCUCUGGUUUAUGCGGCCAACGUCGACUACACCAAAGUCUCUCUCACCAGCUCUGGUGACGCUCGCUACUACCUCGUCACCACUCCUCCAAAGUUUGAUCCAAAAACGCCCACGCCUGUUAUCUUUUCGUUUCACGGAAAGAACAAGUCGGCCAAGGAUCAAUAUGAGCUUACCCUACUUUCGGAUCCCUAUUUCAACGACUACGCGAUAGCCGUAUACCCCAACGGUCUCGAAGUAAGAUACACUCACUACCUGCGCCAAAAGAGUAGAGGAUCGCUAUUGACCAAGUACCUGCAGAAGUCAUGGCAGGGCCACCCAGACGCCACAUCCAACGACCUGCAAUUCACCCUCGACAUCCUGGCAUCCCUCCAAUCUCGCUACACGCUCGACGACUCCCGCAUCUACGCCUCGGGCAAGUCCCUCGGUGGCGGCUUCGUCGGCGUCCUCGCCUGCGACGCAACCCUCUCCAACAAGUUCGCCGCGUUCGCUCCCGUCGCCGGCGCUUUCUACAUCAAGAACGACACCAAGUGCGCUCCGAGGACGAUCGAGAUCCCGUGUCACCCAGGCCGCGCCAAGAUCCCCAUGAUGGAGAUCCACGGCGGUGCCGAUGGGACGAUCAAGUAUUCCGGCGCCGGCAGGGGAGGGGAGUGCGUGCCGUGGAUACCGCAUUGGGUGCGGCAGUGGGCGAAACGCAAUGGGUUGGCGUACCCGGGAAACGUAUCGAGUGCUGUGAGCGACGAUACCACGCUCUACCAGUUCGAGACGGAGGAGGACGACGACGACGAUGACGGACGGGACUUGGGGCUGGUGAGUCAUGUGUUUGACGAGAAUCUGGAUCACAGCUGGCCGAGUACUUUGGCGAAUGCGGAUAAUAUAGCGCACGGCGAUGGCCCGGCUUCGUUUAAUGCCUCGACUAUGAUUGUGGAUUUCUUCAAGAAGUAUACGCUGGAGUUGUGA
Molecule: messenger RNA, 996 nt
Organism: Drepanopeziza brunnea f. sp. 'multigermtubi' MB_m1
Lineage: Eukaryota; Fungi; Ascomycota; Leotiomycetes; Helotiales; Drepanopezizaceae
Source: RefSeq, a predicted model, not a curated record